Sinocyclocheilus grahami is the source of this 1729-nucleotide messenger RNA. RefSeq names its product mucolipin-2-like. Gene Ontology annotation, cellular component: membrane. Gene Ontology annotation, molecular function: NAADP-sensitive calcium-release channel activity. Lineage: Eukaryota; Metazoa; Chordata; Actinopteri; Cypriniformes; Cyprinidae. The record is from RefSeq and is a predicted model, not a curated record. The transcript has 12 exons. The coding region runs from base 51 to 1574 and encodes 507 amino acids.
CAAGGAGAGCUUGUGGCUGGAAACGUGUUUUGUCUUGGAGAACAGGUGGCAUGGAAAUGCCUGCUAGGUACUGCCAGGGCACCAGUGUUGACGUGUCAAGUGUCUCCACAUCCAUGGCCACUGAUCCCAUGGCAGAGGAAAUACUGAGAGAUGACUUGAGGUUUUACUUCAUGAGCCCUUGUGAGAAGUACAGAACCCGGCGACAGUUACCAUGGAAAUUAGCAGUGCAAAUUUUGAAAAUAUUCAUGAUUACACUUCAGCUCAUACUGUUUGGGCUGAAUAAUCAGCUUGUGGUGUCCUACAAGGAGGAGAACCUCAUGGCCUUUAAGAGUUUGUUUCUGAAGGGCUACAGUGGUGUGGAUGAGGAUGACUACAGUAUUGCUGUCUAUACCAAACAGAGUGUAUAUGAUAGUUUACACUAUGUUAUAGAUCAGUAUUCCCAAUUAGGAAACCUGUCUGUAGGCCCUGUUAGUUACGCUGAAGAGAAUGAAAAGUUUCUGCCCUUGAUCAUCUGUAAGAAGAGCUACAAGAAAGGCAGCAUUGAACCGUAUGAGGAAGCUUACAAUAUUGAUGCCGAGCUUGAAACAGUUUGCUUGACUCUUGAUCCGGAGUCCACUAAAACAUGGAGAAUGGACAACGCUUCAUUUUUUGAGCUGGAUUUUUAUAGGCUUGUCGAUAUUGAGAUCACUUUUGCGCUCAAAGGAAUCAAUUUGCAAACCGUUCGUUCUCAUGAGCUGCCAGACUGUUACACCUUUUUUGUAAAGAUUCUCUUUGAUAACAGCUGUCAUAGCGGGAAGGUGAAAUCGACCCUUGAUUUUGACACUGUUAGUAGUGCGUGCAAAAACUGGAAGAUUUCAGGAACUGCUCAGAAGAGCACUCACUACCUGCUGAUCUUUGAUGGCUUUGUUAUUGUAGUGUGUCUGAUCUCUGCAGUGCUCUGCACACGUUCUAUUAUUCUCGCUGUGAGGUUACUUCAGCGGUUUUCUAGCUUCUGUCUUGAGAAUUAUAAUCAGAAAGUGUGUGAAGAUGAUCAGAGGGAGUUCUUGAAUGGCUGGUACAUCUUAGUGAUCAUCAGUGAUGUUUUGUCCAUCAUUGGAUCAAUACUAAAAAUGGAAAUACAGGCUAAGAGCAUGACUAACUAUGAUGUCUGCAGCAUCUUCCUGGGAACAUCAACUCUAAUGGUCUGGGUGGGCGUCAUAAGGUAUCUGGGAUACUUCGAAAAAUACAAUGUGCUUAUCCUCACUAUGCGAGCAGCCUUACCAAAAGUCUUACGCUUCUGCUGCUGCGCAGGAAUGAUCUACCUCGGCUACACCUUCUGUGGAUGGAUUGUUCUGGGACCCUACCAUGAGAAGUUUGAAGGGCUGAGUCGUGUGGCAGAGUGCCUCUUCUCUCUAGUCAACGGGGACGACAUGUUUCCUACGUUUGCACAGUUUGAGCAAAAGAACACAAUGGUGUGGUUGUUCAGCCGAGCUUAUCUCUACUCGUUCAUCUCGCUCUUCAUCUACAUGGUGCUCAGUCUCUUCAUCGCCCUCAUCACAGACGCUUACGAGACGAUCAAGGUACUCUCAGCGUAACCUACUGUGACUACUUUCUAGCAUUUCUUCAUGGUUUAGUAGUUAGCACACGUUCCAACACAUUGGACUGCAAUGCUUACAUGGAUGCGAGUUUGAACUGGCUUGCAAACAUUUCCAACUCUUGUUAUCCCCCUUCAUCCUGUUAUAUUCGAGCC